AUGAAUGUUUCUGAGACCGUGUUGUUCAGUGGUUCCUCACUAGCAUCUCAGGUUCAUGCUGCUGCCGUUAACGGACACAAGAGUGCUCUUCUAAAGCAAAUAGCAGGAAACCCAGAUCUGAAAGACAAAGAGGACCAAUUUGGGAGAACACCGCUCAUGUACUGUGUGUUGGCCGAUAGACUAGACUGUGCCGAGGCUUUACUGAAGACGGGAAUAGAUGUCAACAAGGCUGAUCAUAGCCAGAGGACAGCUCUCCACCUUGCUGCGCAAAAGGGAAACUAUCGCUUUAUGAAACUUCUACUCGCUCGUAGAGCAAACUGGAUGAAGAAGGAUUUGGAAGAAAUCACACCUUUGCACUUAACUACCCGGCACAGGAGUCCAAAGUGUUUAGCUUUGUUUCUAAAAUAUAUGGCCCCAGGAGAGAUUGAUACACAGGACAAAAAUAAGCAAACUGCUCUUCACUGGAGUGCUUAUUACAAUAAUCCAGAACACGUGAAACUUUUAAUCAAACACGAUUCUAAUAUUGGGAUCCCAGAUGUUGAAGGCAAAAUCCCCCUUCACUGGGCAGCUAACCACAAGGACCCAAGUGCUGUUCACACCGUCAGGUGCAUUUUGGAUGCUGCUCCCACUGAGUCUCUGUUGAACUGGCAAGACUAUGAAGGACGAACACCUCUCCAUUUUGCAGUUGCUGAUGGGAACGUGGCUGUCGUUGAUUUGUUGACGUCUUAUGAAGGCUGCAACGUGACUUCUUAUGACAACUUAUUUCGAACGCCACUUCAUUGGGCAGCUUUGCUGGGUCACGCACAGAUUGUUCACCUUCUUUUAGAGCGGAACAAGUCGGGAAGCAUCCCAUCUGACAGCCAAGGGGCAACCCCUUUACAUUAUGCAGCGCAGAGCAACUUUGCAGAAACUGUGGAAGCCUUCUUAAAACAUCCUUCUGUGAAAGAUGACUCAGAUCUCGAGGGACGAACAUCUUUUAUGUGGGCUGCUGGGAAAGGCAGCAAUGACGUCAUCAGGACAAUGCUGGAUUUAAAACUGGACAUUGAUAUCAACGUGGCAGACAAAUAUGGCGGCACGGCAUUACAUGCAGCUGCCCUUUCUGGCCAUGUCAGCACCGUGCAAUUGCUGCUACAACACAGCGCUCAGGUAGAUGCGACUGACGUCAUGAAACACACUCCUCUUUUCCGUGCCUGCGAGAUGGGGCAUAAAGAAGUGAUACAGACUCUCAUUGAAGGAGGAGCCAGAGUGGAUCUGGUUGACCAAGAUGGUCACUCUCCCUUACACUGGGCAGCUCUGGGAGGAAACCCAGACGUUUGCCAAAAAUUGAUAGAAAAUAAAAUCAACCCUAAUGUGCAGGAUUAUGCAGGCAGGACUCCCUUGCAGUGUGCUGCCUAUGGGGGCUACAUUAAUUGCAUGGUGGUGCUCCUGGAAAACAAGGCUGAUCCAAACAUUCAAGAUAAAGAGGGAAGGACUGCACUACAUUGGUUAUGUAACAAUGGCUACCUUGAUGCUAUAAAGCUACUCCUGGGGUUUGGUGCCUUUCCCAAUCAUAUGGAGAACAAUGAAGAAAGGUACACUCCACUUGAUUAUGCAUUGCUUGGAGGUCACCAUGAAGUAAUUCAGUUCAUGCUGGAGCAUGGUGCUUUAUCCAUCGCUGCCAUACAGGAUAUCGCAGCCGUCAAAAUCCAAGCAGUCUAUAAAGGAUACAAAGUCCGAAAAGCUUUCCAAGAUAGGAAAAACCUUCUAAUGAAGCAUGAUCAGCUGAGGAAAGAUGCUGCCGCCAAGAAACGCGAAGAAGAAAACAGAAGGAAAGCCACCGAGUUGCAGAAAGAAAUCAAGAACUUCAAGAUCAACGGGAUCCCAUUGCAGCGGCAGGAUCAGCAGUGCCUUUUGGGAAAGGAGACGGAAAGAAGGUUCCACAUCCCACAGCGGUGCCCCGUUCAGCAAGGUGAUGCUCAUAAGAAAAGGCCAUCCUCCAGCAGCACUUUUCGAGACCAAGCGGAAAGAAGCCGGAGGGACUCAGCUAUGAUCUUACUGAACAAGGAGGCCACCAGGAACCAGUGCCACUCCACAGAACAGCUCGGUGAAGAUCACAGAAGAAAAAAGGGUUGGUCAUCCCUGUAUUGCCUUUGGUCAGGGCUAGAAGUCUGA
This is a messenger RNA of Gekko japonicus, 2151 nucleotides long. RefSeq names its product inversin (gene INVS). Bases 1 to 2151 code for a protein of 716 amino acids. NCBI's taxonomy places the organism in Eukaryota, Metazoa, Chordata, Lepidosauria, Squamata, Gekkonidae. Gene Ontology annotation, molecular function: protein binding. The transcript has 12 exons. The record is from RefSeq and is a predicted model, not a curated record.